UCAGUAGAUUUGAUGUUGUGUUUGAGAAUGAAACAUUUUUGUUGAUAUAUUGUUUCAUUAUAUAUCUUUGGUGCAUACGAUUGCAUCAUUGUUUUUCGUAUUGUUACAAGAUGACUAGUACAUAACUGUGGCUAUUAAUGAAACAGGUUUUAUUGUUAUAUUAACCUAGAUGUUAGCGGUGAUUUUAGACGUGAUCGUGACUUGACGAGGUGAUAACCUGCUGUCGAUGUUCACCGGUUGCGGACUUGCUGAUUAAUAGCGAAACACAAACAUUCACAAUGGAAUCCGAUACAAGUACUAGAAGACGUGUGAAACUGUACAUGUUAAAUGAAGAUCGACAGUGGGACGAUCGAGGGACGGGUCAUGUGUCUUCUGCUUAUGUUGACAGGCUCAAAGGAAUGUCAUUACUUGUCCGAUCGGAAACUGAUGGAUCUAUUCUGCUGGAGUCGAAAAUACAACCUGAUACAGCCUAUCAAAAACAACAGGAAACAUUAAUUGUUUGGUCUGAGGCUGACAACUAUGACUUGGCACUCAGCUUCCAGGAAAAGGGAGGCUGUGACGAAAUAUGGGAAAAGAUUUGUCAGGUUCAAGGAAAAGACCCAUCAGUAGACAUAACUCAGGACGUUGUGGAAGAAUCUGAGGAUGAACGUUUUGAGGACAUGCCUGAUGCAGCGCCACCUAUUGACUUGCCGCCGUGUGAACUUAGCAAACUGGAAGAUAUUGCUGAAUUAUUUCAAAGUGUGCUACCUUCACCAAUAAGAAGGGAAAAAUUAUCUGUUGCCAUUGAAGAUGACGGCUAUAUCAAGAAGUUGAUAGAAUUGUUUCAUAUCUGUGAGGACCUGGAAAAUACGGAAGGACUUCAUCAUCUGUAUGAUAUAUUCAAAAGUAUUUUCUUAUUGAACAAGAAUGCACUGUUUGAAAUUAUGUUUAGUGAUGACAUGAUAUUUGACAUUGUUGGUGUUUUUGAAUAUGAUCCGUCUUUACCACAACCAAUCAGACACAGAGAGUAUCUCAAAAGUACUGCCAAAUUCAAGGAAGUUGUUCCGAUCACGAACCAGGAUCUUGAAAACAAAAUUCAUCAAACUUACCGUGUACAAUACAUUCAGGAUGUGAUAUUACCUACGCCAUCUGUUUUUGAGGAAAAUAUGCUGUCAUCAUUGACUGCUUUUGUAUUUUUCAACAAAGUUGAAAUUGUCAGUAUGAUUCAGGAUGAUGAAAAAUACCUAUCCACAUUAUUUGCUCAACUCACAGAUGAUGAAACAGAUGAUGAUCAUCGGAGAGAUCUCAUAAUGUUUCUCAAAGAAUUUUGUAUAUUUUCUCAUCCGCUGCAGCAACAAAGUAGGGAAGUUUUCUUUAAGACAUUACUAAGCCUUGGGGUAUUAUCAGCUAUAGAAGUCAUAUUAGGUUUAGACGAUGUCAAGAUGAAAGCUACUGCCAUAGACAUAUUUUCAUUCAUUGUAGAAUUCAGUCCGUCCAUGGUCAGAGAAUUCAUUCUUCGUGAAUGUCAAAAUCAGGAUGAUGUUGACCUUCUGAUCAACCUAGUCAUUGAACAGAUGGUUAGUGAUACAGAUCCUGAGCUUGGUGGUGCAAUGCAACUCAUGGGAAUUAUUCGGUUGCUGUUAGAUCCAGAAAACAUGCUGGCAACAGCAAAUAAAACUGAAAAGACUGAAUUCCUGAACUUUUUCUACAAGCACAGUAUGCAUGUUUUAACUGCUCCACUCUUUGCCAACACUGUUGAAGAAACACCAAGCAAAGAUGACUACCAAACUGCUCAGCUGCUGGGGUUGAUUCUUGAACUCCUGUCUUUCUGUGUGGAACACCAUACAUAUCACAUCAAAAACUACGUUAUUAGCAAGGAUCUGCUGCGAAGAGUACUUGUUCUGCUCAAGACGAGGCACUCUUUUCUUGCUCUCAGUGCCUUGCGUUUUAUGAGAAAAAUUGUUGGCUUGAAGGAAGAAUUCUACAACAGAUAUAUUGUGAAGGGAAAUUUGUUCAAGCCAAUUGUUGAAGCUUUUGUUGCAAAUGGAGAUAGAUAUAACCUCCUGAACUCUGCAAUGAUUGAACUUUUUGAGUUUGUCAAAGUGGAGGAUGUCAAAUCACUAUGUUCCCACAUUGUAGAAAACUAUAUUAAAGAUCUUGAUGGGGUAAAGUACGUGAAGACAUUCGAGUCCCUUAGGCUGAGGUAUGAACAACAACAAGACAGGUUGAAAGAAAGGGCAAAUGCUGAGAGCCAUGCAGCAUCCAUUGUGCGUAACAACCGCUUCAGGCGUGAUGCGCGCACCCUGGAAGAAGAGGAAGAGAUGUGGUUUGACCAAGAUGAUGAAAUUGAAGAUGGUGACACACCCACUCCAAUGUCGGAGAUCUUGAAAACCAAACUUGACGCAGAUUUUGACCAAAUAAAUAAAAUAUUAGAAAGCAAAAAAUCUGCUGCUAAGGAACAGUCUGAUCUCAGAGAAUCACCUCCUCGCCUUCUCAACAAAACUUCCACAAUCAACAUCAGCUUACGAGGUGGCAGCCCUGUGAACUCUCCCGGGAGUCCGAACUCGCCGGUCAGUCCAGGAUCUCCCGGCUCACCCGACAGUCCUGGGUCUCCAGGCAGCAUGACCAACCUGAAGGGACCAGCUCCUACUCCACACAGUUCUCCCAUCAACUCUCCACAGAUAAAACAGAAUGCUGUGUCAAUAAAGCCACUUGUUGGACUUGUUGACUAUCCUGAUGAGGACUCUGACGAUGAUGAGGAAGAAGAGUCUUUAGCUCCCUCAGCAAAGCGGCCACGGAUAGGAACGUAGCAUCAACUGAAAUCACAAUACUGUUGUCCUAUUAUCCUAGAAUGAGCAGACGGACGAUGCUUGCAGAGCCAGAGCAGUGUGCACCACUUGUAAGCAAGUGCAGACGGCAGCUGUUGAUUGUCAUUUGAAUUCCUCAAGUGUCUUCAUGUCUGUGAUCCAGGCUUGCCAUCUUGCCUUAAGUGGCAGCAAGGUUCCCUUCAGCGUACAUGGUGCAGUGUCUUGGAUACAAGCUGGGGACACUUGUCUCUCCUCAUAGAAACAUGGUGCAUUGUUCAUUUUUUAAAUUUCAUUUAUGCUAAACCAUGGAAACUACAGGCAAAGAGAAAAACAUUCCACUUUAUAUUCUAGCAUGACAGCUUUUUGUCUGCCCGGUUGAUAUCGACCAAUAGACAUCAGUGUCAGAUACGGGCCACCACUGGAUGGUAAAAAUUUAUUUCAUCACUGGCAGAUGGGUUGAUUGAAUGAAAGGUGUUUGAUUGGAAGAGAUAUAUAUUAGCUUUGUGUGACCGAAAGCCAAAGAAGCGAAUUUUAAGGAGACACAUGUUCUUUUGUACAAAGUUCUUCAAGACAUGCAAGAUUUGUCUGCUACGGAGCAUUCGAGCAGGAACAGAUCAAUUUUAAAUGUGAACAAGGCCAUUGUUAACAUUACAGAUCGAGCCAUAUUUGUUUGUGUGACAAAUAUUUAUAUUCAUUCUGUUCAUCAAUAGAAGAAGUCCUUCUUUUGGAGGCAUUACUAUACUUUCACUCAUAUUGGCACUUUUAGAUUAUGAACUCUGAUCUACCAGAGGUAAAGUACUUAUUUUUUUGGACAAAGACAAAUAGGCAGCUUGUUCGGGUGUUGAUUAAAACAUUUGAGUGAGAUGUCUCGAACAUUAAAUGCAAUGAAGUCCUAUGUAUAUUUUUGUGGCAGUGAGAUAAAUGUAUAUGUGACCAUGUCUGGGGGAAAAGAGGGUACAAAUGAGAAAAUAGGGCAAAUAUUUUUUUAUUGGUAUUUUUUGUUUAUAGCUAGUGGUUGGUUAUAAAAGUACAAUGUCCUCAUAUUUUGGCUCAAAGUUAUAAAUAUAACAACUGGAAUCUUUAAUGUGUAGUAAUUAAGAGAUUUUUCUUCAUCUUUAAAAAAUUCAGAAUGCCAAGAAGUUAAUGAUUAUAUUUCAGGAGUUGAAAUACAGAGUGAAACAUUAUUUCAUUGUCUAAAUGAGUCCUGCUUUGAAAAUGGUACCUUCCUGACUUCCUAACAGUUUGACAAUUGAAUACAGAAUUAAUUAAUAACAGUAAUUUUGUCUCAGUUACCCGUAAAAUAUUUCCUGGAUACACAUGAAGCAGAACAAAAAAUCCUUUGACAUAUCACAUUCCACCCCUUAAAAAUGACCAGCAUUUUAAUAUUCAGGGUUCGCACACAUCAUGGAAUUUGAGAUUUAAAAAUCCAGGUCUGUAAACGUGGAAAAUCAUAAUAUAGCUUCUGCCCCCAACUCCAUCCUAAGAAAAAAAGACACCUGGAAAUAAAAUUUUAAUAAAAUGUAUAAUUCUUAAAUCGGUAAAUCUGAUCGUUGUCUAGAAGCAUAAGUCCUGAACUGGCUCCAGUUAGAAUUAGUCAUUUGAUAGGUAUUUGUCUCCCUGCUAUUACAGCAUUACUUUGCAAACGUAAUGCAUACAGUUAAUUAGUCGUACGACUGGUAUUGUAAUAAUUUUAUGGCAUUACAUUGCACACGUAAUGCAUACAUAUGAGGAACAGUUAACUGUUCUUUGCUGCCUUAAUCCCAAAACACACCAAAGCUGUGCCUGGGUCUACGAUGGCGAGUAUGGUUCCAAUCAAAAAUGAAACGUGCACUGUAUCGAAAAUUUACAAAGCACAACGCUCUGUGCUGGCACAAAGUACAGAUCUGGCAACAGACAUCAUUAGAAAAUGCGCUGUAUUUUCACACUGCCAGACUGGAAGCUGCAGCCUGAGUUAGCUGUAUUUUAAUUUAUUUUUCUUAAUAAACAACAGGAAAGAUACAUCAAUCAAAGUAGGAUGCUAAUAAUUAUUGUUGGUGUUUACAGAAGAAAUUAUAUCUAAAGAUAUGAGCGCAGUUAAUAUAUGUUGAAAACCUGUAAGAAUUACAGAUCCAGAUGUCAAAAUACAUGGUGUCUUUGCCAGUGUUUGUUUGUUUUGGGCCUAAACUGAUUUUAGCAGUGAUAUUACUGUUUUAAUACAAAUAUCCACAUGUACAUGAUGUACAAGUUCAUUUCUAAAAUUUAAAUGAUAAUCAUAUGGUCAUGGAAAUGUAUUAUUUGGGUCAUGGAAAGUCAUGGAAAAUCAACUUGAAAAAGGUGUACGAACCCUGAAUGUUAUUUACCAUUAAAUAUAAGAACUAAAUUUCCAAAAAUACUCAUGUAAAUAAAGAAUAGAUCUUAAACUUGGUGUUUAUGUUGACUUUUGUGAUGCAUCUGGGUGAGUUUUGACUUAAUCUGCAAUUCCAUUUGAGUGUUCCAAAUGUAACCUGUGGUGUCCACUUCGAAUUACAUAAGGAGCCGCAGUUUUAGUACAAGUGUAAAGGAAUUUAUUUUGCUACAUAACAUGUGUUCUUGUCAAGACUAUUAAAAAAAAGAGAAGAUAUUUAAAAACUGUACAUUAAUUAGCUUUGUUGCAGUGGGAUGUUAUUUUGGAAAUUACACCUACGAAUGAUUAUUUUACAUCUACCUGAACAGCAUGAUUUCCGAUAUUGUACAAAACACUUGACCAGGUAACCCGAAUUAUACUAUAAAACAGCCAUAGUAGUGCACUCUGAUCUUGUGCCCAAGUCACACUUUAAGGUGCCAUUUUCAAAGAACCCAUAUAGAUGACAAUUAACCGUAACAUUUUGUUAACUGUUUGUUUGAUUUAAUAUAUCCUGAAUAUGUUCAUGAGGACAUACCACAUACCACAUGCCAUUUCAAACGUUAUCUGUGAAUGAUGUCAUGCCUUAUCUGUAGUUUUUUUUUUUGCAGACAUGGUCACACCGACACACCAUGUACAUGCGCGCGCGUGCAUGCGUGCGUACACACAUAUAUACAUAUACAGACACGCACACACAGGAACAUGCACACACACACACACACACUGAUAUAUGAUGAUGGAAAGAAAUGUUAUGGGAGAGCUACAGAAAGAAAAUGCAUAUCAAAUUUUAAGACAUACUUUUUUUUACUUUAUGACUGGAUGACUGAUAAAUCUUCAGCUGUUCGCAAUAGUAGCUCUGUAGGAGCUUGCUUCAUUUAAGCAUUAUUUAUUAAGAUAGUUUUAUAAGAAAUUUGUAUUUCAGUGAGAUAGUUUAUAGUUUCAUAUAAGGUGUUAUCCCCUGCCAUUUUUAAUUGAAACAGACGGAUUACUCUUUUGCUUGACUGUCCUUUGAGUUUUGUGUUUAGAACUGAGUGUUUCUCUCCAGCAUGUUUUAUGUUCUAAGAGCUUUUGCACACAUUAUAUAGAAGAUGAGAUGCAACACUUUCUAGUACCCACCACUACAGAUAACACUUGAUUUGUCUUAAGCAUUUCGUUAAAAAAAAGUUUCUGAAAUGUAUGUUUGUGUUCAUUUAUGUCUUUGUUUUUCCCCAAUUAUCUACACAAAUCUCUUACAGUUUAUUUCAGUUUUGGUUAGUGCUCUUGUUUAUAAUAGUGUCUCAACUAUAUGUUGUGUAUUUUUGUGUGGAAAUAUAAAACCUUGUCCUAAUACAUAUAUACUAAUGGUAAUGUCACCGAUGAGUAUCCCGUUUUCUACAGUCACAAUUUGUAUCUGCAGAAUAUGAUGACUGGGAAACUUGUAGUGUUCAGAAUGAUAGUGUUUGCUGUCCGUUCAAUAUGUUGUAUACAGAAUUGAUUGCAAAUGCCUGCAGUCAUUCUUCCAUUCUGAACCUGCUAUAGUAAUAAAAUAAACUUUUAUCCAGUUGUUUUUUUACUGACCAGACUUUUAAUCCUGAAGGUUUUUUUUAAUGCUGCUGAUGGAACAUAUUUUCACAUUUAAAACAAAUAUAACACUGCUUAUUUAGGGGACAAUAUUUCAAAAACUUGGGUAGCUGGAAGUCUGUUACCUAGGUAAGCAAUUGCUUGGUUACCAGAAUUUUAUUUGCUUAACCUGAACUUGCAUUUAAAAGAUCAUAUUUCCAGCAGUAAACUUGUUCAUCAUGCAUUUAAAUGACCAUAUUUCCAGCUGAUAUUGUAAAUUUAACAACAAUAAAGAAUUAAAAAAAAAUAUUGGAUAUCAUUAAAUAACAGUUUCUUUAUAUGGUAAAGUGCCUUUUGGAACAUCUAAGGAUUUACCACGUAACCAGUAGACAAUAUAUUAUAGCCUGUUAUUUAAAUUUUUUUUUUCAAAAAAUCUAAAUCGCAACACAUAUCACCUCUGGGCAUCUUUAUUUGUACCACCUAUUCCAGGCAUUUAGUUGAGUAUUAAUACCUACCACCUACCUUACAUUUUGUCACAAUGCUUCCAGAUACUUCACUCCUAACUGUCAGUUCUUUAUUUGCUGUCAACAAAUACAAUCUAAAAAGUGUAUUACUCUGAUUGUGAUCACAAUCUGCAUUAUGUGUGUGUGUGUGUGUGUGUGUGUGUGUGUGUGUUCUUCCAUUAUUAUUCAUGUGCGUUUUGUAGGUGUAGUAAAGUUGGUGAUGACAUUUUCAAAACGGGGAGCAUUCUACCAAAAUUACUGAAUAUGUCUUAUUAAUAUUAAUAUCAUGAGUUGGAUUUGGAAUCUGUUCAUCGAUGUCUGACCAAGACAUCUUGUUUUAGACAUUACGAAAACUAUUCAGCUUAAGCAAUACCAUAGUGUUCAGCUAUCCUAUGUUGCUCUUUCUGUGCAGAUUUGGCAUUUAUUGUAGGGUAUCCAGGACAUGAGCUUCCAGAACGUUUGGUUCCAUGGGUAGACUAUGGCGCCGAGGUCCUGGCUCCAUAUGUAGACCCACAUUCUUGUGUAGUAUGAUAUCUUAAUUCUGUAACGUUUUGCUAUAAAUUCAAAUGUGAAAUUAGGGUUGUGAUUUUUCAGCGUUUUAUCUGACUUAACAUGUGGGUUUUUUUAUUAUUAUUAUUAUUAUUAUUAUUUAUUAUUAUUAUUAUUUUUUUUUUUAAAAAUAAAAUAAGCUUCAUAGACUGAAUUGUACCGUAAAUACUUGGAAAUUGUAUUUUUUAAAGAGUGGUAUACAUUUCAACUUUUAAAACAUAAUUUCAGCAUUUAUUUUUAAGUGGGUAUCACAUCUCUUAAAACAAAAGAUACAUGCAAUACCUUGACGGUGCUUACAAUUUGAAAAACGAUGGUGAGCAAUAAAUUGCUCUCCUGAAAUUAUAUAGGAGAGCAGUUGCUCAUAAUGAAUAAAUGGAAAACAAAUUUGUGAGGUGGUGUUAAAUUUACCUAAUGCCUAAGUAUACUGGCAUGCAAGUGAGAGUAAUUGCUUGUGCCAAAUCAUAAGAACUGCUUUUAUGUUGCUGAUGUUUCACGAUAAUUUCAUUAAUAAAACUUAAAAAUUCAAUAACAUUGAAUGUAGUGAGAAAUAAAUUUUUAGAUUAUUUUCAGCAUUUGUGCUUUCAGUCAUAAGAGGUAUUAGACAUUUGUAUAUUCAGUCAGUUGAUCCAUGUACAAUAAUAAUAAUAAAAUAUCGGUGGCAAAAAUAAACCACCGUGAUAACAUUCCAGUAGAAACAAUAAUGUACUUAAAUAUUUUAUAGUAUUGUGGCAGGGGACUUUCUUAUGUAAAAGAAAAUAUUCUUUUAUUGCCUUUUAACUAUUGUUUUGUUAUCGACUAUCAUUUUUGACGCAGGUAUGUUCACGAGAAUGACUGUUUUCAUUAUUUAUAGUUACAAUAGUCAGGUUACUAAUCAAACGAGUGAACCAAAUUUUAUUUCUGUUUGAUUUAUUGUACAGUGUGUUAUUUAUUACUGUCCGAUUUGAUCAUUGUACAUCUUGUUAAUUUGUCACCUGAGCUCUCCCUUAAUGUUUAUAACAAACCUUCAAUUAUAAAUAAGUCUUUAAGUUCCAUACGAAAUUGUGCCGUAGCUGUUUUAGCUGAAAUAAAUUUUUAUUAUGUAACAUUCAUGUUUAAUAAAUAAUUACCAUGCCAAAGGUAUGGUUUUAGUA
Messenger RNA from Gigantopelta aegis, 8866 nucleotides. Its product is annotated as serine/threonine-protein phosphatase 4 regulatory subunit 3A-like. Lineage: Eukaryota; Metazoa; Mollusca; Gastropoda; Neomphalida; Peltospiridae. Gene Ontology annotation, molecular function: protein phosphatase activator activity. The record is from RefSeq and is a predicted model, not a curated record. Gene Ontology annotation, biological process: DNA damage response; protein dephosphorylation. Gene Ontology annotation, cellular component: protein phosphatase 4 complex; nucleoplasm. The transcript has 16 exons. The coding region runs from base 279 to 2789 and encodes 836 amino acids.